AUGAAACUAAAACUGAUGUCCUUUGGCCCUUUCACUUCACUUGCGUUCAGCAAUGCUACUUUGGUACAAAAAAGACGAUGCACUGCUUUCGUCACACAGACCUUAAGAAGAAUUGAUGAAGCUCCUCCAUUGAUGAACCUACGCUAUUUAACAUAUUCCCCCCACCAUCAUCAACCCACACCAUCCCAACUCAUUUACCUCUGCCGAGAGGGAUCUGUCACCCAUGCCAUCACUCUCCACAACCUCAUAACAAACUCGACCCAAGAUGACAUCAUCAUCUCCAAGCCUGUCGCGUACGCCAUGGGCGUCCACGCGUGCACCAAGUCCUUCCGCUAUUCCGUCGGCAUCCAAUUCCACUGCCACGUCAUCAAGUCCGGCCUCUCCACCGACCGCUUCAUGGGGAACAGCCUCCUGGCCCUCUACCUCAAGCUGGGCCCAAAACACAAUCUCAAAGAGGCCCAAACUCUUUUCGAUGGGCUGGCCCACAAAGACGUCGUCUCGUGGAGCUCCAUGGUUUCGGGCUACAUCCGCGCGGGCCAACCCUAUGACGCCAUCCGUCUGUACCUCGACAUGUUGGGCUCCGGCGUGGGGCCCAACGCCUUCACCCUCUCCGCCGUGGUCAAGGCGUGCUCGGAAAUCGGGUGUCUCGAGCUCGGGAGAGCCCUGCAUGGAGCUGUGGUCAGGUGUGGGCUGGUGCGUAAUGAGGUUGUCGUGGCAGCGCUGAUCGACAUGUACGGGAGGAGCCGAGUCUCGGCUGGGUGCCUUCGGCUGUUUGACGAGAUUGCCGAUCCGGAUGCCGUUUGUUGUACCUCGAUUAUCUCGGCACUCACAAAGUGCGACUUGUACAAUGAGGCGCUCGGGAUGUUUUAUCGAAUGAUGAGGAAAUAUGGGUUUGGCCCGGAUUGUUUCACGUUCGGGAGUGCCUUGACGGCCUUGGGGAAUCUCGGGAGGUCGAGGCAGGGGAAAGAGGUGCACGCUUGUGUUGUUACGGGUGGCUUCCAGGGAAAUGUGUUUGUCGGGAGCAGUUUGGUCGACAUGUACGCCAAGUGUGGGAUGGUGGAGGAGUCAAGGCUCGUUUUUGACAGGAUGGAGAGGAAAAACUCGGUUUCGUGGUGUGCCUUGCUUGGGGGCUACUGCAGGGAGGGAAAAUUCGAGGCGGUUGUUGAUUUAUUCAGACGGGAUGUGGAGAAGGAUAGGUACAGCUUUGGAACCGUCUUGCGCGCGUGUGCUGGCCUAUCUGCAGAUAAGCCCGGGACAGAGGUGCACUGUCAGUACUUAAGAAGGAGUGGGUGGCGGGACGUGGUAGUUGAGUCGGCACUAGUUGAUUUGUAUGCCAAAUGCGGGCGUGUUAAUUUUGCCCAAAGGGUUUUCGAGAGAAUGGCGGUGAAAAAUCUGAUUACUUGGAACUCAAUGAUUGGUGGGCUCGCCCAGAAUGGGAUGGGCAAGGAAGCUGUUGUGAUGUUCGACAGAAUGGUUCUUGAAGGGGUCAAACCGGACUACAUAAGUUUUGUGGAGGUUUUAUCUGCCUGCAGCCAUAGUGGACUUGUGAGGCAAGGGAGGGAGUAUUUUGUGUCGAUGUAUGAGGAUUAUGGGGUGAAAGCUGGGAUCGAGCAUUAUAGUUGCAUGGUGGAUAUUUUGGGUAGGGCGGGUGAGAUAGUAGAGGCCGAGGGUUUGAUUAUGAAGGGAGAGUUUGAAAGUGAGCCUUCUUUGUGGGCUAACCUUCUUGGUGCAUGUUGUGGGGCUGCUACAGAUCCUGCUGUGGCAGAACGUGUUGCGAAGAAGAUGGUGAGAUUGAGACCCGAUUACCACUUGAGCUACGUGCUCUUGGCCAAUGUGUAUAGGGCGGCUGGGCGGUGGAAGGAUUCGGAAAAGACGUGGAGCCUUAUGCAUAAGAGAGAGAUCAGAAAGUUGCCUGGGAAGAGCUGGGUGGAUAGAAGCAGCUCUGCCUGCUUGAGUCCCUCAAUUUUUGCUGAACAGAAACCACACAUGGACACAGCUUAUUGUUUAUCAGUUAUAACAUACUUUGCUUUGAAUAUAGCAAUGGAUAUCAAUAUUCAAUGUUAUUUUGGCUGGUACCUUGGUGAAUAUUGUCAUCGCCCGCCGUCUCCUACUGGUGAAAAGGGACCAGGUGUAGGAAAGUACCAAGCCACCCGCAUCACCCAUGGUCGGGCUGAGGCCAUCGAGUCGCCCGGCAACGUCUCCUCACUCGUGGUUCCGGCCAUGAGUCGCCUGCUCGCCUCCCUGAGAGUCGCUGGUCUCCACACGCGCAUCAAGGUCUCCACCACCCACUUUCUCGGCAACCUCUCACGAUCUUUCUUCCCCUCUGCCGGAGCCUUUGACAGCCGCUACGCUUUCUUCCUCCGGCCCCUACUCGAGCUUCUGGUGGAGAAUUGGUCAAUUUGGCAAAAAAAUAAGGAAUUGCAUUCGACAAAGAAAUUCCACAAAAAAAUUUGGGGAAAACGAAGAUUAUGA
This is a messenger RNA of Striga asiatica, 2472 nucleotides long. Lineage: Eukaryota; Viridiplantae; Streptophyta; Magnoliopsida; Lamiales; Orobanchaceae. The record is from the annotation of a GenBank genome assembly.